Penicillium salamii is the source of this 1668-nucleotide messenger RNA. Lineage: Eukaryota; Fungi; Ascomycota; Eurotiomycetes; Eurotiales; Aspergillaceae. The record is from the annotation of a GenBank genome assembly.
AUGGCGUCAAGACGGAAUACUGAACGUACCAAUGAUAUCCAUUUCGUCAAUGCCAGGCCCUCCUCCGAGAUAGAGAAGUUGAAAGCCCAGCGUCAGGUCCGCGCCCACGUGGGGAGAUGGAUCUCCGAUCAGACAAAGGAUCGCGAACCCCGUCAGACCCGAGGCUACUCCGUCGUCGCGCGCUCAAGGACCAUCGUGCGUCCCUUGCCUGACCGUGUGGUGCCAUUCCCGCCCUCGCACGCCAGCGAUAGUAGCGACAGCAGCAGCGAAGAUGGAACCGUGUACGACGAAGCCCGCCGUAUCGAUCGAUGGCACAAUCUGCCCGCACUGGAACGCCUGGAGCGCAAUAUCUCCGGCAUGUUGGACCCCUUUGAUACCUACCCCACCUCGAGAGCCUUCGAUCCGGAAACCAUCGAUAUGUCGGAACGGUAUAUCACAGGUGUGGUUUGGCCCGGCCUCACACCCCGCCCUGGGCACGUCAAGACGCCCGGCAAGUCGUGGUUUGAGUUGUCCAUGGCCAAUACUGAGUUGUUUACCGCGUUCAUGUUCGGCUCCCUGUGUCACCUUCGCGUGCAAUGGCAGAAUAAUUGGAUCCCGGGCACCACCUUUGGCGCGAAGCAGCAGCGCGCGCUGCAGCUGAUUGAAAUGGAGUCGAUCAAGCUGAUCAAUAAGGCGGUGCGGAAUCCAAAUCCCAAAAAGGCAGUCAGCGAUGCUGUCUUGUUGAGCGUGAUUUGUAUGGCCCAUCACCAGGCCGAGGAAAAGUUGGUACAGCAGCACCGGAGAACACCGUUCAAUCCACCCUUCCCGCGAUUACAAUGGAUCGAUGUCUAUGGGUGUCUACCACCGAACAUGAUCCAUAUUAAAGGAUUAGUGCAGCUGGUCAAGCUGCGAGGCGGUCUGUCAUGCAUCCCAACCGAGGGUCUCGCCGCAACAGUCUCAUUCUCAGACAUCCUCACUUGCAGCGUGCUCUGUAUCCAUCCAGCGUUCGAGUUUUGGCCCCUGACCGAAACCCGCAUGGGCAUGUCCAUUCAGGAAAUGCUUGGCUUCAGUCCAGCGGAUAUCGCUCAUGGCUUCGGCCGCCUCCAGGCCAUCGGUGCAACUAGCGAAAUGGCCGAGGCCUUUCAGGCAGCUCAUACAUACGUCACUAUUAUAAAAACAAAUCCAACUUCCGUCCGUGACGUAUCCCUCCUAGCCGACCAGCGCAACCUCACUCAACAUACUCUGCUCAGCCUCGCCCCGGCAUCCAACCUCCAUGCCUUUUUCUCACUCACUCACUCAGCAACUUAUGAAGCCUGUCGUCUUGCAGCUCUAAUCUUCGGCGUCGGCGUCCUCUUCCCCAUCCCUGCUCAAAAUACUCCCCUCCACCGCCUCGCCCGUCUAAUACAGGCCGUCCUCCAUCAACCCUCUGCUUCGGAGCUGUGGUCUUCACCUGCCACUCGUCUUCCAUUAUUGUGGAUCUUAACACUUGGUGGUAUCGCUGCUAGCGACACGCCUGAGCGUGUCUGGUACACCUCCGCUCUUCGCAAUGUCAUGUCCAAAACAAAUAUUCAGACAUGGCCAAACUUGAAGGCUGUUCUCGAGUCAAUGCUUUGGUACGAUGCUGCAUGCGAUGCUGCCGCCGAGACUCUUUGGCUUGAGUCCCAGUCGAUUCUGGGUCUCAUUGAGUAA